Molecule: messenger RNA, 1152 nt
Organism: Brassica rapa (field mustard)
Lineage: Eukaryota; Viridiplantae; Streptophyta; Magnoliopsida; Brassicales; Brassicaceae
Product: TOG array regulator of axonemal microtubules protein 1
Biological process (GO): microtubule cytoskeleton organization
Cellular component (GO): cytoplasmic microtubule
Molecular function (GO): microtubule binding
Source: RefSeq, a predicted model, not a curated record
CACCAUAGAGAUUCCCACAUAACAAUUUUCAAAUCACAAUCUUUCUCUCUCUAAACUUCCAUCAAUGGCGCUGAGGAACAUCGAAAACGCUCUUCCGAUCUUGCAAGAACGACCUAAGAAGCUUCCAAAACUAUCAAAGAACCCUGAGAUUUGUCUGAACGACGAAAACAACAACAUCGUACCUCCGCCUGAAUCAACCAUCGACUACGUCGCUUCCGAAAACCUCAAACCGUUUCCAGAUCCAGAGUCCUCUGUUCAGAGGUUACUUGAAGAAUUAGCAUCAAAGGAUUGGAUCAAAGUGUGUGAAUCACUCAACAACACAAGGAGAUUCGCUGUUCAUCACUCGUUUCUGUUGCUACCCAUUCUAGAGAAGCUUAUGGUUGUGAUGGUGAAAGCGAUGAAGAACCCUAGAAGCGCCUUGUGCAAGACUUCGAUUAUGGCUUGUUCUGAUAUCUUCAUUGCCUUUGGAGAAAAGUUAACUCUUUUGAAAACUAUGGACGAUCUGUUAUUACAGCUGCUAAUGAAAGCUUCACAAGACAAGAAGUUUGUUUGUGAAGAAGCAGACAAAGCGCUGAACACGAUGGUGAACUCGGUGUCUCGUUUGUCUCUUCUGCGUAAGCUCAAGACUUAUGUCCGACACAGUAACCCUCGCGUCAGGGCCAAGGCUGCCGUGUCUACUUCAAACUGUGUGUCUAAAAUGGAGGUGAAUGAAAUGGAAGAGUUCGGGAUGGUUGUGAUUGCGCAAAUGGCUGCGGAUUUGUUGAAUGAUAAGUUACCAGAGGCAAGGGAAGCUGCGAGGAGUAUGGUGAACUCUGUUUACGAGAAAUUCACAUGGAAUGAAGAGGAAGAAGGAAACAAGCAAGAAGCAUGGCAGAGGUUUUGUGAGAAGAAUCUAACAGGGCUCAAUGCACAAGCCAUGAUCAAGAUCGUCUCAUCUCAAUAAAGUUUUCUGAAGAAGAAACAUCUUGUCUCUACGAUUGAUUCAUUAUGAUGUCACAUGAUUGUAAUAACAAUCUAUUCAGUUUCUUCCAUUCCUAUUAUAAUCCUCCGUUGUUGAUCUGAAUGCCUCUUCUUUAAUGCAAUAGUAUUGCUUUUAUUUUGUGAAUGUCUUCUAUUAUGCGCCUUGCUUCAAAAGCUUUGAAAUAUUUGGUU